GGUGUGGAGCAGCCAAUCAGCCUGCGCGUCAACAUCGCAGCCCGGAAGAAGGAAGCUGAAUCCGAAAAGAGCGCCUUGAUUAAAAGUGGAGACGUUACCUGAAGUGAUCUCCUCGAUACUUUGACCAUGAGUUUCUCCCCUUGUCCAUCCGGUCCACUUGGGUGUAGCAGUAUCCAGGAGCAGAGGGAACGCUGGGAGAGAAAACGCAGCCGAACAGCAAGAGAGUUGGUGCAGACGGAACAACGUUACUGCCAACAGCUGGAGCUAGUCACCACUUACUUUGUGGAGAUCUUGAAGGCCAAAGCAACCCUGAGGCAGGACAUUAGAGAAAGCAUCUUCAGUUCAAUUAAAGCCAUUCAUUCAGUAAACCAAUCUCUUCUGGUCCAUUUAGAGAAUGGAUACUUCGGCCGAGGCUUUGACCAGUUCUGUCCACAUCUGCACCACUACAACAUGUAUGUGGACAACAUCUACAAUGCCAGCAAAGUGCUCAGGAUCCAGCUGAAGAAAAACAAGGCCUUCAGACGUUUUAAGAAACUCCAGGAAGCCCGAUCAGAGUUCAACAACCAUAAGCUUGAGGACUUACUUCAUCUUCCCAUCCAGCGGAUUGAUCAGUAUAAGCACUAUCUACAAGACAUGACUGCCAACACAACUCCAGACAACCCGGAGUUCCAACAGCUUUCAAGAGCAGUGGCUGCAGUGUGUGAGGUGUCCCAGCGUAUCCAGAACAAUACCCGGCGCCAUGAGAACCACCUGCAGCUUUGUCGGGUGCAGAAACUUCUGAAAGGGCGAAAGACAAAGGUGUUGGCUGCAGAGAGGUGGUACAUCCGUGAGGGUUGGCUGAAGAUGGUUCCUCCUAAAGGUGCAGAAGCCAAACCCAAGAUGUUCUUCCUGUUCUCUGACAUGCUGCUGCAGACCAAGCGAUGCAGCCCACUACAUCCCACCAAUGGAGACAAGUUCACAGGCCAGUUCACCUACCCCUUGCAGGACUGCACUGUGGAGAAGGUGUUUGGCCACACCAGGAGCCAAGGAGGCCUGCUCAGUCUGACUUUCCCCAAAGCCAAACUCCUGCUGAUGUCCAGCAACCAGGAGGAUCUCAAUGACUGGUACCAAAGCCUGAGCUCAGCUGUCAGGAAGCUGCAGUCUAAGCAGACAGUUGUCCAUCAAAGAGACGAGUUGAGCCGGAGACCUCUCCGCUCAGCCGCCAACAGCCACAACGCACCAAGCAGCAGCAGCAGCAGUAACAACAAUCCCAGCAGGAAGAGGAACAUGGAGAACACUGAGCCAAGUGAGCAUGCUCAGAUGCCUGCAGUCGAGUGGGAGAGCAGUGCCCCCAAAAGGAUGAAGCAGUCUGGUGCUUCAGGGCAGAGUUCAGAAGAGUCCAUGUCCAGCUGUGUCAUCCUCUGAUGGAUUUCUCCACACUCUCUGAAAGGAAGUCAGUUUGAGACGACGGUGGAUCCUGCAUGGUGUGUCUGAGUUUCAUUCAUAUUGACUUUUGUGUUCCAGUUAAUUUUGACAAACAGGACACACAUGUGACUGUACCACUGUGUUGUUAUCUUCUUUUUUUAUUUUUUAACUAACAUGUGUUAACUAACAGCAGCUCCAGCUUCUGCUCAUCCUGUCUAAUAUAAACUAUCCUGAUGUGCUGCUUUAAAGACCAAAUAUCUGCUGAAUGUUAAAUGUGAGCAUUUUGUUCCUGCUGGUCUCCAGCUGAGAUUAAUAUAUUUACACCAAUACUGCAACAAUAAUAUAUUCACUGCAUACUGUUAACUGUAUCACCGGUGGACCAGUGUAGGUGGGUACAUCCCAUUAAAAACCUAUUUUAGAAAAAGGAAAGGUAAUGGGGGAGCAAUAACACAGUUCAGGCCUCAUAUUUGUAAAGCUGUUUACUUUCAAAGUAUCCUGUAACAUAAGAGGAACUUUCAAAUCUCUGAUUCUAUUCAAUCACUCACUGGGAGAAACAGAAAGCUGUGGUGACAGUGUUUUUAAAUUGUAUGCAAUCAAACAGUCAUGUACAUCAUGUGGAAUUUUUCCGUAAUUACCAGGCUCAGUUUUGUGAUAAUCUGUGUAACAUCUAAGCACUAAUUAUGACUGAAUAUUGUGUUUUUGCAACUUGAUGCUAGAAAUGUGUGAAAAGAUACAAACAUGGAUACAUCAAACUCCACCAUUCAAGCUAACGAAACCUUUGAGCAUUAAAGUUCAUUUUUGACCUUGUAAAUAGUUAUUUGACAAAAUAAUCUUAACACACAGGUCCAUUUACUAGCUUUUUCAGAAGCGUUCAACCUCAUGUUUGCAUUUGAGCAGAGUCAGCUGCUGAGAGUACAACACCCCUGCACCUGCUAAUGAAAUAAUGUUCCUGUCGCUAUGGAGGGAACCAACCAAGUUGUUUGGGUCUUUUUAAUGGGAUUUGUUUAUAAUAAGAGAAAUAUAUAAUAUCUCUAGAUUUAUGCUUUAAAUUGAUUAUCAUCACACUUUUGAUUACUAACUCUGCCAACAGCAGCACACUGCACACAGCACUUUUCACUGUACACGCCUUAUUACUAACACUGCCAACUGCCAUCAUAAUUAUGUUUUAAUUUUCUGUUGCUCAGCAAGUUACAUUACACUCCUUCAAACAGCUUUACUGCCUCACACAAUCAUGAUAUUCAGUUUAAAGUCAAAAUUCUUGGAAUGUCUGAUUUUAUUGUUGAUUUAUUGCCAGAUAUAGUGACUACUAGUUUUUGUAUGUGAGACAUAUUAUGGUGAAUUAUGUUUUAUGUUGCAUCAUAAUUGAAUAUGUGCAUUUAAGCAUCUGCACUGUAUUCUACAAAUGUCUGUGUUUAUGUAGAUUUCUAUAAAAUACCUGCAUCCAGGCAAGAAAACCUGGUUAACAGAUAUGACUUUCUAUACACUGACUGUCUACGUUUUUAUUAUCAUAUCUUUUAUCCUUUAUUAUCCUUUAUCGACAAAUCAUGCUACUCUUCUGUAUAAUGCUCACCAUAUUUUAUUGACACUAUUUUGCAUUUUUAAGCUUGCGAUGUGUUUUAUAAAUUAUAUUUCAGUUUUACUACUAAGAUGCUUAAGCUGUUACCCUGGUUACAAAUCAUAUCCAGAGAUGGAAAUAAUGAAUUUUAAAAUAAAACUCUGAAAGAAGUUA
This is a messenger RNA of Thunnus maccoyii (southern bluefin tuna), 3133 nucleotides long. It is a transcript of the gene arhgef39, whose product is annotated as Rho guanine nucleotide exchange factor (GEF) 39. Gene Ontology annotation, biological process: positive regulation of cell migration. Gene Ontology annotation, molecular function: guanyl-nucleotide exchange factor activity. Lineage: Eukaryota; Metazoa; Chordata; Actinopteri; Scombriformes; Scombridae. Gene Ontology annotation, cellular component: plasma membrane. The transcript is spliced from 12 exons. The record is from RefSeq and is a predicted model, not a curated record. Bases 127 to 1404 code for a protein of 425 amino acids.